Molecule: messenger RNA, 1910 nt
Organism: Egretta garzetta (little egret)
Lineage: Eukaryota; Metazoa; Chordata; Aves; Pelecaniformes; Ardeidae
Gene: LYSMD3
Product: LysM domain containing 3
Biological process (GO): Golgi organization
Cellular component (GO): Golgi apparatus
Source: RefSeq, a predicted model, not a curated record
AUGCAGCCUCGAUCUCCACCAACUCCUGCGGGUGCGAAGCGUGACGCUCAGCAGAGCCACACAACCGUUAGCUCCGACCUUUCUGUCUUCGAGACUCAAGUUGCAGAUAUCAAGAGAGUUAACAAUCUGAUCAACGAUCAAGAUUUUUUUGCCCUGAGGUCAAUCAAAAUCCCAGUGAAAAAGUUCAGCGUGUUGACUGAAACGCACGUCUCUCCAAAAGGAAGACCAGCCCUUCGUCCUGCUUACUGUUCCCCGGAAGCACAGGAAACGCCACCUCCUGACAAAUUCUCUGCUAACGAGACUGCUGGCAACUUCUUAAAAGAAGUGGAUCGAGAUAUAGAAGAAAUAGUGAAGUGUAAUGAUACAAAGAGAGAGAAUCUUGAUGAAGUUGUUUCUGCCUUAGCAGCCCAACAGAUCUGUUUUGAAACUGAUGGUAAAACUAAAAAAUGCAAGGAUCCUUACUAUGGAGCGGAUUGGGGUAUAGGAUGGUGGACAGCUGUAGUGAUUAUGUUGAUUAUUGGCAUAGUAACACCUGUUUUUUAUCUCCUCUAUUACGAAGUUCUAGUGAAAGCAGAUGUCAGUCACCAUUCUACAAUGGAAUCUUCCCAUCUGUUUGUCACGGCAGCAUCGCAUCAGAAACAAAUAGAAAAUGGAGUAAAUCCGGCGAAUAUUAUACAUGUUGAUAACCGAGGAGACCUUCAGCCUAACAAUGGAAGACCCCAGGCAACUGUUAUUCACAGACAUGUAACAUAUAGCAUUAGGUAAAGGGGGAAACCACAGAACGCCAAAUGGGUGUGGAACGCAGAGGAAACGCGUACCGAUGCUUCCCUUGCCUCUGCGGGCAGUGUUCCAGUUCAAGGAUAUUUCUGUGGAUCGUGUGAUCUCUGAAAAUUGCUGAGACAGGUGAUUUUAACGCAAGAUUGGGAUAUAAAUUAAGGUAUAAAGUUAUUUCUGAAGCCUUGCACUUUUUUCUAUUUCGAUAGGCAUAUGUUUUUUUUAAUUAACAAUGAGGUGAAAAAAAUGUAGUUUGAACUAACACUUGAGGAGUCUCACUGUACAUUUUACAGCCCUAAAAUGGGCAUUUGGGGAUAUCUAACUUUUCACCAUCUUGAAGUAUUUAUGGAAUGCAUAGUACACUUGACACUUUAGUAUCGGGUUUACAGUUGUCAAGCUAGAACUGCAUUCUCAUAAUUUUAUCUUUCUUACACAGAUUUUUUUUUUUUUUAAAACCCAGUCAUUCCAUAAUUAAUUGCCACUAUGAAGUUCAUUUUUUAAAAGUGACUUUUAUAGAGGCUGUAGCUAAUACUUCAGCUGGAAUAUUCAAACCUUGUGCCUGUGGUCAACCCAUUCUUUAGUGCUUUUCAGCAUAGGCAGUAGGAUCAUUUGUUUUCUGUGUGUGUGACACCGUGCCUCAAUGCAGUCUGGCGGAGAGAGCCUCCUUCCGUGGUACCCAACUGAAAACUGACUGGACUGGAGCGUGCUUCUCGUCUGGUCAGCUGCGUACAGAAGGGAAGAAGGGCAGAUGGGUGGCACCUUGCUGUAACUGCUUCAAUAGUCUUUAUGCCAAUGGCUUUUUCUUUCUCCCCGUGCCCCCCCCCCGCCCUGCUCCAGUUAAUCUCAGUUCAGGACCAGCUGGUUCUUCAAACAGCAGUCAUGUCGGGACUGAGUAUGCUAAUGGUCCUGUGCCCGUGACCCUCAAACACUAAUGUGUUUCCUGAAAUCUCCUAGAAAACCUCAAAUGAGAAGCAAGAAACUUAAACUGCAGCAGAAUAGACCAGUUGCAGCUCCAGACUCGUUCUUUAUGCAGUAAUCAUCAGCCACUCUGUUCUUGAAUGUUUCACGUGGGGUUUCAUGAAUAACCUUGUUUUCCCCCUCUUUUCUUCGCUACCUGAAAAUGCUACAAGAGAAAA